AUGGUUGCAAGUGCAAGCGCCGAUGAGAAGUGCAGCACUAGGCACCGGAAAGUUCUAUUCCAGUAUCCCGCGUUACCAAAAUUUGAGCUGCGUCUUUACAUAGUUGUGGUUUGCUGUGCAGCAGCAUAUGCUUGGAGCGAAGUACUGAUCGCCAGCAACAAGUUUGAGUUCAAAUUCGGCAAACCUGCUAGCCUUCAUCACUUUCCGCUAAUCGGUGAUCGCUUCAAGGACGAGUCAAACUGGGAAUGGAGCCGCUGGUCACCGCUUGCUUUCUCACUGCUACCAUUUUUGAUAAUGCACUCUGUUAUCUUCAAUAUCGGUUCGGAACUGGUAUCAGAGGACGUGCUCCAGUGCGUUACAAUCAUCUACUCAAUCCUGUAUAGCACAGCACUUUUCACAAGUUGGCUCGUUUUUGUCUCACUCCUCCAAGGGACCUUUAUAUUCCUUGCUACACACUAUAUCAGGCGAUGGUUCACUGUUUGGAUAAGUUCAUUACCUAUAUUAUACUUUACAAUGCAUCGGACCUUGGAUUUAUCGUCAGACCCGUUCCUCGUCCUUGUCUUUGUUUCUUACACCUUGCUAUCCUACAUUUCUUACAAUUUAGAAGCUCAGGCUGGUAGAACACGGCCCGAAGAUAACACUGUUUUGAAACGCUAUAUUCGGAUGCUUUUUUAUACCUACUACCCACCAUACAUGAUCAGUUUGGUUGUGGUCUAUCCAGAAUUUGAACGACAAAUGCGUGAACGACGGACAAGAUUUCGAGACUGGCAAAAGACUAUAUUUCUAGCGAUCAAGAUCGGAUUUUGGUGGUUUUUCACGCACUUUAUUCUAUAUUUUAUGUAUUUCGAGGGGAUGUUAUAUGAUUUGGACUAUGCAAGAAGUUUACCAAAGAAUGAAUUUGUAACGCUAGGGAUGGCACUGGGAGUAUUUUUUCACCUCAAAUACGUGGUGAUAUUUGGUGUACCGCGGGUUUUUGCCUUGGCAGAUAACAUGCAGCCUGCCGACGGACCAAUUUGUAUUGCUCGUGUGACGCUCUAUUCUAAAAUUUGGCGUUGUUUCGAUCGCGGACUUUACAGCUUUUUCAAAAGAUAUAUUUUCAUUCCAAUAUGUGCACCCACCUUCUCCGUGUCUCGAAAAAUAUUUGGUGUACUUGUCUCGUACGGAUUUGUUUUGCUGUGGCACGGAUUCUAUCAUCAGAAUAUCGUACGUUCGUCUAUUCAUUAUAAUUUCUUAUUGCUAGCAAACUGGACAAUGCGCAGAUUGUUCUGCGUGCAAUCUCCAGCUGGAGAUUGUACGCAGAACAAAAGCCGAAUAGCGAACGCUGACUACGAUGGAAAGAGUGAUUUAGAGAAUAAUGCUGCGUUUUUUUGACC
Molecule: messenger RNA, 1373 nt
Organism: Gongylonema pulchrum
Lineage: Eukaryota; Metazoa; Nematoda; Chromadorea; Rhabditida; Gongylonematidae
Source: the annotation of a GenBank genome assembly